UGAUUGGGUGGUUGUGUAGCGCUACUGGUGAGGACGUGAAUAAGGAAGUUCACGGACGGUCUGUACAGUGAGAACACUGAUCCAAAGUGUCACUUUAAGACGGAAUCAACCUUCAAACAUGGCUCAAGCAGAUAUUGCUCUCAUUGGUUUGGCUGUGAUGGGCCAGAAUCUGAUUUUAAACAUGAAUGAUCAUGGAUUUGUGGUCUGUGCGUACAACAGAACCGUGUCCAAGGUCCACGACUUCUUACAGAACGAAGCCAAAGGCACUAAGGUGAUAGGAGCAGAAUCUCUUCAGGACAUGGUGUCCAAACUCAAGAAACCUCGCCGCAUCGUCCUCCUCGUGAAAGCAGGACAGGCUGUCGAUGACUUCAUUGAUAAACUGGUUCCUCUUCUUGAACGCGGUGACAUCAUCAUUGAUGGUGGAAAUUCAGAGUACAGAGAUACAACAAGACGUUGUAAGAGCCUGAAGGAGAAGACUCUUUUGUUUGUGGGAAGUGGAGUGAGUGGAGGAGAAGAGGGGGCUCGAUAUGGACCCUCACUGAUGCCAGGGGGGCAUAAAGAGGCCUGGCCACACAUUAAGGAGAUCUUUCAGAGUAUUGCCGCCAAGGUGGGCACAGGAGAGCCUUGCUGUGACUGGGUUGGAGAUGAAGGAGCUGGACAUUUUGUUAAGAUGGUCCACAACGGUAUUGAAUACGGUGACAUGCAGCUGAUCUGUGAGGCGUAUCAUCUAAUGAAGGAUGUGCUGUGUAUGGACCAUGAUGAAAUGGCCCAGGUCUUUGAUCAAUGGAAUAAAACCGAGCUGGACUCCUUCCUCAUUGAGAUCACUGCAAACAUUCUGAAGUUUAAGGAUGCAGAUGGCACUCACCUGCUGCCCAAGAUCAGAGACAGCGCUGGGCAGAAAGGCACAGGGAAAUGGACGGCCAUCUCAGCUUUGGAGUACGGCACACCUGUUACAUUAAUCGGGGAAGCUGUCUUUGCCAGAUGUCUCUCUUCUCUAAAGGAUGAGAGAGUCCAGGCCAGUAAGAGCCUCACUGGCCCUCAGGGGGUCAAGUUUACUGGAAACAAGACACAGUUUCUUGAAGACAUCAGAAAGGCUUUAUAUGCAUCUAAGAUCAUCUCAUACGCCCAAGGUUUUAUGCUGCUUCUGCAGGCUGCGAAAGAGUUCGGCUGGUCUCUCAAUUAUGGUGCGAUUGCUCUGAUGUGGAGAGGAGGCUGCAUCAUCCGCAGUGUUUUCUUGGGGAAGAUCAAGGAAGCGUUUGACCGGGAUUCAGAGCUGCAGAAUUUACUGCUGGAUAGCUUUUUCAGUAACGCUGUACAGGAGUGCCAGGACUCAUGGCGUAGGGUAGUAAGCACAGGUGUGCAGCAGGGAAUUCCCAUGCCAUCUUUUACCACCGCGCUGUCCUUUUAUGACGGCUACAGGCAUGAGAUGCUCCCGGCCAACAUGCUGCAGGCACAGAGGGACUACUUUGGUGCCCACACGUAUGAGCUGCUAUCAAACCCUGGGACUUUCAUCCACACCAACUGGACGGGCCACGGAGGAAACGUUUCAUCCUCUUCCUAUAACGCCUGAUCGAGGGUCCUGUUUGACUGAACGGCAGAGAACAUCAUCUCAUGGACCAGAGCAGCUGAACACAUUCCUCCUGAAGAUCUGAGGUUCAACUCACACUGUAGUUUUUACUGAAGAGUAUUCAAUGCAGAUUUCUAUUUAUAUAGUGUGUACACGGUUUGUAAUUUGUUUCUUGUAGUUUUCCUGUAGGCCCUCUGUCACAAACACAACACAUAUUUGUGAGCAAGCCUGUUGACAUUAUUUCUGUUGUAGACUUGGCUCUCCACUCAUGUUCAUAGUGUUAACCCUGGAUUAUGGGUAACCAUUGCACUGCAUUAGGCUAAAUAAAGAUUUCAAUCCCUUUUUAAUGAGA
This is a messenger RNA of Triplophysa rosa, 1919 nucleotides long. It is a transcript of the gene pgd, whose product is annotated as phosphogluconate dehydrogenase. The transcript has 13 exons. Gene Ontology annotation, cellular component: cytosol. Gene Ontology annotation, biological process: pentose-phosphate shunt; pentose-phosphate shunt, oxidative branch. Gene Ontology annotation, molecular function: NADP binding; phosphogluconate dehydrogenase (decarboxylating) activity. The record is from RefSeq and is a predicted model, not a curated record. Bases 119 to 1570 code for a protein of 483 amino acids. NCBI's taxonomy places the organism in Eukaryota, Metazoa, Chordata, Actinopteri, Cypriniformes, Nemacheilidae.